Molecule: messenger RNA, 2492 nt
Organism: Anopheles merus
Lineage: Eukaryota; Metazoa; Arthropoda; Insecta; Diptera; Culicidae
Product: putative defense protein 3
Exons: 2
Coding region: 304-825 (173 amino acids)
Molecular function (GO): oxidoreductase activity, acting on metal ions
Source: RefSeq, a predicted model, not a curated record
AAACAUAAUUGUUUGUCCCCACUCUGCGGCCACGUGUAUGAACGCAUCGACCCAACGAGGCUGAAACUCGGCAGCGGCUGCAGUAAUGUCCCUCCUACUUGGGACAGAAAAACCCCUUCCUUCUAAAUAUUGCUAAUCCGAAAGGAGUAAAGGUAGGGGCUCAAAAGUAUUAUAAAAGCAGUGGUAAUAGAGUUUUUGGACGUUUAGUCCACAAUCGAGUCCAGAGCUGACUGUCGCUUUUACUGGUAAAUCACGCUAAACGGAGUAUAGAUUAUAAUUUUUUUAUUGAAACCGUUCUUUAUAAUGCACCGUAAAAAUAGAAGCUUUAGUGGUUUGACCCUUGUUGGUUGCGCGUUGUUAGUUAUCAGUAAAGUGGAAGCUUUUCCAGACGGUGCACCGGCGGAUACGUGUGUAAAAAGUCGCACCAACGAGCCGAAUCAUGGCGCGGCACGCAGUCAAAGUCUGGCCAACCUACCUUACCAAGUGACGGCGAGCAGUAACGUGUACGGUCCCGGUACGCAGAUUCAGGUCUCCAUACACGGGCAGCAGGACGUAUUUCGAGGAUUCUUCCUGCAGGCGCGUGAUGCACAAACAAACGAAUGGAUCGGCUCGUGGUACGAAACACCUAACACGAAAACCAUCCCAGAGUGUUCGUCGGUGACGCACGCCGACAACAGGGAUAAGGAGCAGGCUACCUUCGUCUGGCAGGCACCGAAAGACCGCCAAGGGCAGGUUUAUUUCACCGGUACUAUUGUAAAAAAUUACGGUACUUAUUGGUCGAGCAUAAUUGCCGCUGUACCUGCACCAUUUGGGCGCCAUCAAUAAGAAGAGUUUGGAGAACUGCACAAUUAUGUUGCCAGAGCACGCUGGUUUUGUAAAUAUAGUACAUCGUUCAGUAUGUUGUCUCUCAUUCAUGUAGUUUGAUCGUUAUCCGAAUUAAUCAUCUCUACUUGUUCGAUGAAACACAAUGUAAUAAGUUUCGUUCCUGUCAGUGCAAAAAAUUGUUAAAAGCGGUCAAACGAGGAGAGCAAUUGGGAAGUAUUAGAAAUUAUUCAUACUCGUUCAGACACAGCCCAUCUUUCGAUUGGAUACGGAGUCAUUUUCGGAUAUCAUUAGGAGUAGGACAAAAUCAAAUUAGGACAAAUUAGGAGGAUCAAAAUCGGGGGUACCGAAUUGUCCGGAGUAAGCUUAAUGAAUGAACAAAAAAAUGUGGUUGUUACUGACCAUAAAAAGUCUAGAUCGGACUAUAUUUGAGGUUGACUGGGAUGAUGUAUUUAAUAAUUGUGGUUAUUGAAGAGUUUUGCGAUUCAUCCCGAUACCUGUGGACAUUUUAACGAUUCGUCGUAAACCAAUGACAGCGGCACGAUGCUUGAAAAUGUUGACAACUCCCGGAACCUGGACUGUGAUGCUUGAACUCAGGAUUGAAGGAAACUUUCUCGGAUGCAAAACAAUAGCAUAGGCUAGGGAAGAGUUGUGUGUGUGUGUGUGGGUCGCAGGGACUGAAUGAAUGUUAAGUAAUGAUUUUAUUUGGCAAACUAGUUAAAAAUGCAUUAAUCAAAUACAAAUACAAACAAUCAAAACGGAGACCAAAACCAAAAUAAUCAUAACAGAGUAACUAGUUAUUUUGACCAGUUACUGCAAAACAUCCCCAUCUGUAUCUUGAACGACUUGCUUCUGUGUUCAAUUAACAUCGAGAAGAUGAACCGUUUAGGAAUAAGGAUUUCUGUUAAAUUUCAAAGAAUGACGUUUAAAAGUUUACUUUAGACUUGGAAAUGGAAAAAUGGUCUGAGGGAUCUAUUCUCUCAAGUCUACCAAACUCGCUAGUGUCGCGACUCUUCGGUUAAAUUAGUUCUUGGAAAACCUCAGCUGCUCAUUCUAUUAUUUAUUCGAAGUGUAGCUUGCAGUCCUUAAAUUCACGGCAUAGUCGUCACAAAUAACCAGGAUUUUAUUGUUGUAAACUAUACACCUGGAAACAGUACUGGUAAUAUUUAAAUAUAGUUAACCCUUUUCGAUUUCCAACGAUUUCUUGUCCAUGAUUCCAUUAUCAGAUAUUUCCGGUUUUUAUAACCGCUUAUAACAAGUUUUUAAUUGAACAUAAAAACAAAAAACAAAAAUGACAGAAGCUUCAAACAUUAUGUAUUAGAAUAUGCAUGUAAAAUAAAACCUGCUCUUUCAUCGCUGUAUUCAUGUGUCUCUCUUUUUUUUUUAAUUUUCCUCAAUGUGUCCGUGUUUAGCAAACUUCUCCUAUACCUAAGUGAAUAAAAUACCGGACGCGUUUAAUUCAUAACAUAUUUAUGACACAUCCUACUAUGAUCAAAACUGCUCAAACUUCACCAACCGAUCCUUUAUCUCGUUUGGCACAUAAUAAUCCAGCUAGAAUACUUAAUAUAACUUAAAGGCAAUUCUGAAAUCUAAAAAAAGCUGGAACCUUCACAAAAAUAACUAAACUAGCAACAGUUGAUCGAACGCUCAGGACAUUUGCUAACAUGUUU